UUUGAUAGUUUGUAUUUAUUUGUAUUACAGGUACCCACGAGGACGCCAUGUAUGGAACCAAGUUGGACACCAUUCGUCGCAUUCACACCGAAGGAAAAAUGGCCAUAUUAGAUGUAGAGCCGCAGGCGCUUAAAAUACUACGGACCGCUGAAUUUACGCCCUACGUGGUGUUCAUAGCGGCGCCCUCAUUGCAAAAUAUUGCAGAUUAUGAUGGCAGUUUGGAGCGUCUGGCGAAAGAAUCGGAUAUGUUGCGACAGUUAUAUGGCCAUUUCUUCGAUUUGACGAUUGUGAACAACGACAUAAGCGAGACAAUUGCCACGCUGGAGACGGCCAUUGAGCGAGUGCACACCACCCCGCAAUGGGUGCCCGUCUCCUGGCUCUACUGACAAGACAGUGAGCUGGAAUGCCCCGACUGUCUGGAGGGUUGCGAUUGCGAGUGGGAGGCAUACACGCAGGCGUCAAACGCGGCACUCUACUAAAUCGAGCGAUCCUCCACCAGCCGCCACCAUCUAGGUGGCAACAGCGAACUGCAAUUGUUUCAACCAAGUAUUACCAGUACCACUUAUAUUUCGAGGCACAAAUACAUCACAAAAGCAACACACACCACACCACACCACACCACACAGAACAACAACUGCAACUACAAUAAGAACUACAGUCGCAAUCAGAAUGGGGGCCGCUUAUUAAGAAAUGCGCUUGGCGCUUACAAAACAAACACAAAAAACACAAAAAAAAAAAAAUCAGAAAGCAAAAGAAAUGAUUAUUAUGAGGUGUGUAAGAAGAAGACAAAGCGCAAAGACAAAAUGUUCUAUUAUUUAUAUUUCUAAAAAGUGUUUAAUUGUUUGCAGUUAUGUCUUAGUUUUAGUGAAAUAUGCAAAUGUAUUGCCAUUCCAGUACGCUGCCUAGUGCGUUAUAUUUAUUGUUUAUUUAUAUACUACAUGCAUAUGUAUUUGUUGUUUUUGUUUUAUUGUUUACUAGUACUGUGUACAUUGUAUCUUUGAGCCGUGUGUUUCUUUUUAGUCAGACAGCAUUAAACGCUUAUGUAAAUCCAUCACUUGUUAGUAUCUCUAAGUUAAGUUAUAACUCAACAAAAAUGAACAUACAAGAAACUGUUUUCAAUUAGUUUGCCACAUCAACAUCAAACAAAAGUCUUUUGAAAAGCGUCAAACGAGUUAGUAUUAUAUAGCAAACUUACGUAAUUAAUUAUAAUUAAAUAUAACAACCACACAACAUGCCACACACACACAAACCGACACCCAUGCAAAACAAUUAGAAAAGAACGCAUAACAACAAACAACAUUAUAUUGUGAGCAAUUUCAAGUGUUUCAUGAAAAAAAUAAAAACAAUAAAUGCGAGAUUAAACUACACAUUUAAAGUAAACAAAAAGAAAGAACUAAGCAAUUAAAUGCAACUAACCAAGCGCACGUUCUUAACUGCAAUGCAAAUAAAAAUAAAGAGUAAAAAUCACAAAACGCCAACACACCACAAGGCAGGCGAUAACAAGCGAAACGAAUCAUUUGUUGAUGUUUAAUUAAAUUAAAUGAAAAUGAAAAAAAUACAAUCAAAUUAAAUAAAUCAUUUGCGAAAAGGAA
Messenger RNA from Scaptodrosophila lebanonensis, 1592 nucleotides. RefSeq names its product peripheral plasma membrane protein CASK-like. Lineage: Eukaryota; Metazoa; Arthropoda; Insecta; Diptera; Drosophilidae. The record is from RefSeq and is a predicted model, not a curated record. Gene Ontology annotation, cellular component: cell-cell junction; plasma membrane. Bases 48 to 386 code for a protein of 112 amino acids. Gene Ontology annotation, molecular function: signaling receptor binding. Gene Ontology annotation, biological process: regulation of neurotransmitter secretion. The transcript is spliced from 2 exons.